Messenger RNA from Zophobas morio, 1455 nucleotides. Its product is annotated as probable inactive serine/threonine-protein kinase bub1. NCBI's taxonomy places the organism in Eukaryota, Metazoa, Arthropoda, Insecta, Coleoptera, Tenebrionidae. The transcript has 13 exons. The coding region runs from base 113 to 922 and encodes 269 amino acids. Gene Ontology annotation, molecular function: protein kinase activity. Gene Ontology annotation, biological process: mitotic spindle assembly checkpoint signaling; meiotic sister chromatid cohesion, centromeric. The record is from RefSeq and is a predicted model, not a curated record.
CCCCUGUCCCCAGUUUCAUACCUUUUUUUAGUACACCUAACCAGCGAAUUCUAGUCAAUUGAGCUUUUGACAGUCUGUAUAAUUUGAAAGUUGAGACUCUAAUUACUUAAUUAUGGAGCAAAAUUGGGAGAGUUUCAAAGAAAAUAUUGAGCCUCUUAGGCAAGGGAGACAGGUAGAAGAGUUAUAUAGAAUUAUAAAUAGCGAUGAUUUAAGCAACAAGCGUGAUCUUCAAGAUUCCAUCAGGAAAUUUGAACUGAAACUUUUAAAUUCAGAGUUGCAAGACGACCCUUUGGAAGAUUGGCUUAGUUAUAAAUCCUUUUUGCAGCAACAACUUUAUAAAGGUGACGAGAAGCGUAUGAUGAACUUCUAUGAACGCUGCCUUCAGAAGUUUCAGGGCGACGAGCAGUACGAAAACGAUCCAAGAUUUCUACGUUUGUGUAUUGACUACGCGGACUCGGUGGAUGAUCCUGAUGAUAUUUUUCAUUACUUAUUGCGCUCCAAUAUUGGAGCCAAACUUUCUUUACUUUACGAGACUUACGCUGUGAAAUUAGAGGAUUGCGGGAACUUUAGGAAGGCGGACGAAAUCUAUCUUCUAGGCCUUGAAAGAAAAGCACAGCCACUGUCACGAUUAACAAAGAGCUACGAGGCGUUUCAGCAUCGCCUGGCUGAAAAACUCAAAGCUCAGGAACUGACUGAAAACCCUUAUAUUAGCGCGUGCGUCACUGGCGCCGGUGGCCUUAGUGACCCUGCAGCGGACAUGAGGCUCCCUGCUGGCGACCAGGAGAACAUCAGAAAAAGCGUGCUCAUGCGCAACCUUCUUUUCAAGUUUUUAACGAUUCUGGAGAAAACACGUGCCCAAGUUCUACCCGGCCUUGUCGGCCACCUUUGUACGUGGAUAGGAGGAAAGAGAAUGCGCCUUUAGUCUCGCGCUGGGUGCAGCACUCGCUGCCGCAGAAGACUACGUGCGCUACUGAAAACACACCAUUUACAGUAUAUGUUGAAGAGCACAAUGGCAACACGGGACCCUCUUUUUCUGGAAACGUCCAUGCAUUCAAAACGCUGAGGCUUGAACCGAAAGAGAAGUUUUUUCACAGAACGCGCGACCAUUGCGAAGAUUCUAAAGAUCAACUGGCCUAUGAUUAUACCAAGCUUAUGAUGGGCACCAACCUGGAAAUAUCUCCUGAGGAGCUCCGGGCCCUACAGGCCCGAUAUCAGCCCCCGGCUUUUACUUUUACGGUCAUCGAACCUUCUAAAUUGUGUGACACAACGGGGGCCUCUAGACCACACGACUCUAACAUCAGUAUUCUGGGCGAGGAAACAAGCACCCUCAACUUAUCGUCCGUUUACAAGAAACUCAACUUCGAUACUCCGUCUGUUAACAUCAGCCAAAAGCGCGGGAGCGGUCACAAGAACUAUUUCCUGUUAGACCCACCCGAGGCCUCUGAAAGUCGAGAG